UUUCAGUGGCCAAAGAUCGCGACAACUUCACUUGUCUGUAGUCACGUUCUCAGCCGGCGUCAUGUGCUGAGUCAGAAUUCAGGAGCACCGUCUGCUAUAAAUAGCGACACAUGCAGGUGGUGCUACCAUUUUCAGGAACGUCCAUUUCUUGAAACUACCAGAACGAUGCUUCUCUCUGUGUGUGUUCUCGCUUGUCUUGGAGCUGCCUCAGCUUUCCUCUCCUACCAGUCCCAGAUCCCCAACGGCAAUUCCGUCAUCAGCCCCUGCCUCAUCGGCUACUGGUCAGGCGUUGGUCACCUCAACUCACAUGGGUCCGGACCGCUCAACGCAUUCGGUGUUGACUUUGCCGCGGCUGGUCACAUCUGGACCCAGGAGCUGUGUAGGGCGGACUCCGACAGGGACGGCAAGUCCAACGGUGAGGAGCUGGGUGACCCCAACUGUCACUUUACCACAGCUCACCCCAGCAACCUGGGACCAGCCACCAGCCAUCCAGGUAUCUGUGAGCCAGUAGGAAGUGCCGGUUGCGCAUGGCAAGGCUUCAGUUGCUAGGUUACAUCUGCUGCUGUACAACUUGUGAUUAGAUCAAAUUAAACUCAAAAC
Molecule: messenger RNA, 600 nt
Organism: Physella acuta
Lineage: Eukaryota; Metazoa; Mollusca; Gastropoda; Physidae
Product: temptin-like
Source: RefSeq, a predicted model, not a curated record